Messenger RNA from Falco peregrinus (peregrine falcon), 5938 nucleotides. RefSeq names its product USP6 N-terminal-like protein. Bases 469 to 2961 code for a protein of 830 amino acids. The transcript has 14 exons. Lineage: Eukaryota; Metazoa; Chordata; Aves; Falconiformes; Falconidae. The record is from RefSeq and is a predicted model, not a curated record.
ACGGCUGCGGUGAAUUUCUGGGAGGGCAUCCCAAGACACGCUGAUGUGCAACCACCCACGACCCUCUGCAGCCCCUAUCAGCUGGGCUUCUGGUGUCUGGGCUCCAGUCAGACCGUUUUGCAGUUUUGGUGGAUUAAAUCCUGCGUGCGGGUCUCGUGUCGUGGUGGAGUCGAGCGGAAGUUUGUCCUUGGUUUGUAUACGUUGAGCAGCGAGGAGGGGAGGGCCUGGUGGCGAGCAGAGGGCUGCAGGCGUAGCCUUGGCAGGUGACCUCUCUGGAAAGAGGUGGCAGCAUCCUUGUCUUCUGCAGGUGCCGGCACAGAGGGAGCAAAACCGGCAGGGUAAGCAGGAGCUGCCGUUCCAUGGGUGGGGGUGACGGGGGACGUGUCCCCACGCUGUGGCACGAGCAGCGCUGCCACCAUACCGUGGGAACGCUUGGUUCCUCUUCUGGGCGGCGAGCAGGCUCGCAACAUGCGGUGGGUGACUGGUGGGCAGAGGUUCCCACGCGCCCGGCCAGGCUGGUCCCGGCAGGGGCCACCCCACGUGGGGCAGCGGGCGGCAUCUGACUGGGAAAAAUACGGGACUUUGCUGGAGGGUUGUAAUGCUUCUGACAUGAAGAAGGACAUAGAGUCUUUAAUAGCUCAGGAAAAAGCGGAGAUCGUUGCCAAGUAUGAGAAGGGCCGGCAGGAGGGAGCUCAGAUUGACCCGUGGGAAGAUGCUGAUUUCACGCUGUAUAAGGUUACAGACCGGUUUGGAUUCCUGCAUGAGCAGGAGCUGCCGACCCGUACCGCCUUGGAGGAGAAGCAAAAGCAGCAGGAAAUAGAACGUGUGGACAAGUGGCUAAAGAUGCUGAAGAAAUGGGGCAAAUACAGAAACAGUGACAAGAUGUGCCGGCGAGUGUACAAAGGGAUCCCACUGCAGGUGCGAGGCCAGGUCUGGUCGCUUCUGCUGGACGUUGAGAAGAUGAAGAAGGAGAACGAAGGAAAAUAUGAGCAAAUGAAAGAGCAAGCAAAGAGCCUUUCGUCGGAAAUCAAGCAGAUCGACUUGGACGUCAACCGCACCUUCCGGAACCACAUCAUGUUUCGGGAUCGCUAUGGAGUGAAGCAGCAGGCGCUCUUCCAUGUCCUGUCAGCAUACUCGGUUUAUAACACUGAGGUGAGCUACUGCCAGGGGAUGAGCCAGAUCGCAGCCGUCCUGCUGAUGUACCUAAACGAAGAGGAUGCGUUCUGGGCGCUGGCGCAGCUGCUGACCAACCAGCGGCACGCCAUGCACGGUUUUUUCAUUCCUGGGUUCCCGAAGCUGCAGAGGUUUCAAGCUCACCACGAGCAGAUUUUAAGCAAACUCUUUCCCAAACUGAAGAAGCACAUGGACAAGGAGCAGAUGACUACGGGGAUUUACACCACCAAGUGGUUCCUGCAGUGUUUCAUUGACAGGACCCCCUUCACCCUCACCCUGCGGCUGUGGGAUAUCUACAUUCUGGAAGGCGAGCGGGUGCUGACGGCCAUGGCUUACACCAUCCUCAAGCUGCACAAAAAGCGCUUGCUGAAGAUGACGCUGGAAGAUUUACGGGAAUUUCUGCAGGAGAAAAUUGCCGCUUCCCUGCAGUACGAGGAUGAUGCCGUCAUCGAGCAGCUGCAGGUGUCGAUGACUGAACUGCGCAAGAUGAAAUUUGACCUUCCCCCACCAGCAAAGCCUGAGGAGUUCCCACGGAAACCCCUGGGGCUGGAGCUCUCCCUCAACCCAGUAGCUGUGAAGGGCAGCGUGGCGGCCAACGGCCAGAAUGGGCGGGUGGGCGAGCACCCCCCAGACAGGGAGCCCCAUCCCCAGCGAGGUCCCGGGGCCCUGGGAGGAACGGCGGUGGCAGACUCCAGGACUCCCACCCUCCCGGGCAGCGAAGCAGCUGAAACGACGGACAUCCCCCUGCAUCCUCCUGUGGGUGGGCUGCCGGGAGAGGAGCGUCGGGUGGAACCCACCGAGGAUGGGCAGCUGCCAUCUCUUCUGAAGGCAAGUGAGAUGCAGGGCCACCACCACCUCCUGCCCACGGCCCUGCCUCCGGAGCAGCCGCUCCUCGCUCCCGGCCGGGCCGUGGUGAACCACGGGCCGGUCUCCCUCCCCACCCCAGCCAAGCAUGGCUCCUUGGACUCCUUGCUCCAAAACGCGCCGUGUCCUCCGGACUUGAGCACAGCUGAGCCUUCUGCUGUGGACCACGCGGUAUGGCAGCCAAGUCCUGCUGCCCGGCUGGCAGGAGAACAAGCAUCUUCCCUCGGUGAAGACAAAGCGCUCGAUGCACCCCCUCGCCCCUGGCCGGGCGGCUGCCAGCAGCUCUCCGGCACAUCACAGCACGACAGCUCCCCUGAGAGCGAGCGCAGGGAGCAGACAGCUGAGGAGCGCUGCCGAGUGGCAUUGCCAGACCCAACGGACUUGAAGCGCUUGGCAGCCAAAGCUGCAUCCACGGGGGAGCUCACCAGUUUGCAGCAGAACGGGCCGGGGAGCCCCACUGGCCCCGGGCGCUGGCCGGAGGGCUUGUGCGCGCUGCCGGGGGGCAGCAUGCCCCUCUUGUCCGGCAGCGAGUCGGUGGCCACGGGGCUGGGUGAGGGCUCCCCUGGGCAGCCGGCACCGGAGGCGGGGAACAGCCCCCACGCCGUCAUCAAAACCACCACUCCCCUCCACAUGGCCCACGCGACAGAGCAGGACUUGGCCAACAGAAAGCAGGUGGCAUCGCCUCUGCCGGAGACGGGACGUCCCCUGCCUGCCAGCUCCGUGCCACCCCCUCUCGCGCUGGACCCGGCGGAGGCAGACGCCCAAAAGAGCCUCCAGAAACCAUUAAACGCACUGAAAGCCCCACGGCCCCCCCUGAGCCCCAAACCAAAAUUACCGCCGCAGGUUGCCAAAUCCCGCUCGGAGAACAGUUUCCUCUCGGGCUCCCCUCCCCUGGCGAAGCUGCCCAAAUCGGUCACCUAUUAGUGGGGACAGGGGGGAGGCGAGGGAGAGGAAGCGGGUGCUGGAGCAGCACCCUCGCCCCGUUUUCGGGACCACCCCCCCUUCAGCAGGGCCGUGUCGGGGUGGCAGCACAGCACUGUGCUUCGGUACGAGCGCCCGGCGAGGAGGUUGGAGCGGUGGCCGCCGGUGCCAGGAGCCACCAGCAAAUUGGGUUUGCAUCGUUCCUAUGGACAAAUGGGAAAGCGCUUUCGUUUUUGUGUUGCUCGAAGCUCUCUGAGCCUCGUCACGCGUUGGUGGGGCAGCAGCAGGGCUGGCGAACGCAGCUGGGGAACGCGGUGCGUGUUUUCUGCUCCUGUCUGCUGUGGGUACCCGUGGCCGUGGGCGUUUCUUUAAAAUGCCCGGCGGGUGCAGCCAGCAGCGUUGCUCCCAAAGGGCCCUGCCGCCGUAGCUCGGCGUUCGUGGCAGGCGGUGGGAGUGGGGGGGGUGGCAGGGCCGUGGUGCCCGGCAGGGCACGGGCAGCGCUGCCCGCUCCGUGCAAUCCCGCAGAGCGGUGCCCGGCUCUUCCCGGCGCCUACUGCAGUGGCGGGGGCUGUCUGGGGCAGGGGGGUCUCCUUGGUGGGACCCCGGUGAAGGACCACCGCCAGGGUGGUUUCUUUCCCAAGGUGACAGGGACAGCAAUGGAGGUUGAGCCUGGUCUUCCUGCUGGCCUUCCCCUCCUGGGUGCAGGGUGGGAGCUGCUGGUGGCGCGGCGCGGCACGGCAAAGCCGGCUUGGUGAGCAAGCGUCGGGGAAGGGGAGCGCGCUGCCCCCAGCCUGCACUCGGCCCACCCAGAAAUCAGCACCCAAGGAAGGAAAGCCAGGCAUGGCGGUUGGGAUGGUGAUGCUGUAGAGCAUCAGCGUCACCACGGCACGCUGCUGGGGAGAUGAGGCAGCGGGUGCCUGCGUGCCCUUCAUGCACCGAGUCCUGCUGGGCUGGCCAUGUCCUCCCCAUCCCGCUGCACAGCCCAAACCAUCGGCUGGAGGUGUGCCGGGACCCGGGCACGGCUCCAGUGUGGAAAGAGCUGGUCCAAACUCCUGUUCCCAGUAGCUACUUCACACCUACAGGUGAAAGCGCUUCCUCAGGGAGGAAGAUUGAUGGAAAGGGCAGGUAGUAAGCUGGUCCAGAUGUGUUCUGUUUGACUCUGCUGGCCAGAAGAGGUGGGACUGCAGGUGGGAUUCCCAUGCCAUUCCCAGGCCCUACGCAAAAGCUCCGUUAAGUUCUAAGGAGACUUUGAAAAUGUUUUUUAUCUCACAAGUUGCUUCAGUAACACAACCUGAUCUGAAGCCUACCUGGAAGCCCAGCAGAAAACUUCCACUACGUUACUCUGUGGGGUUUAUCAGGGUUCCUUUGGGUCGCUGUUUGAUAUUUUUGCCUUGUGUGCACGUGGCCGUUUAUGUUAGCAGCAGGGAGCACAGCGGAGGGUGCACCCCAUCCUUGGCUGCGGCCAGCCAGACACAGCACCUCGGCUUCUGGUGCAGCCCCUGCUCUGGCAGGGACCACGGCAUCCGCAGUGCCCAGCCUUGCCCGCCCGCUCUCGCUCCGCAGCGCAGGGAUAACCCCACUAGCUACCUCGCCGGCGCGUGGUGAGGAGUGGAGCGUUGCUCUUGGAGGAGAAGCGCUGUACGAACGUUCAGGUUUUGCCUUUUGAGACGCCACAGGCCCUUUCUAGGACGAGGGUGCUUGAACUGGUUUUCGUUUAGGGUGUGUUUUUCAGUAACCGUGCAGUAGUUACACUUGUUGGUCUGUUAAAAUGCCGGGGCAGUGUUUCGGGACAGGUAGGGGUUACGUCAGGGGGCUGCUCAGCACCUCUUGGCUUGGGUUCUGUAGCUGGGGGGUCGGUCCUCUGCUUGAAGCACACGUAAGACUCCCGCUGACGCAUCCCAGCGUUUGACUCGCUUGUGGGAGAUCUGAGACCUCUUUCCCCUCGUUCUGACCCGUUUCCCCUCUUUUCAGGUACUCAGCCGUUGCACGUCGUGCUGCGUGCGCGCCCGGGCUGGGGUGCUGUGUAGUACUGACGUUGGAAAAGGUGGUUGGCUCUGGUUUUGGAGACAUGUCAAACGCACAGUACCCGUUGCGUGGCAUUGGGUGCAUGGUGGUCACCAAGAAUUUGGGGGGGUUCCUCCCCUCCAAGCCCUAACAGGAACGAGAAGCAAGGUCCUCGGUCACCUCCAAGCCUGGGGGAAGCCACCAACUGGUUUCAGUGACCUUUGGACCAGGCUUGCCCAUUCCUACCAGUGAGCUUCUUGCUGGGAAGGUCCCCAUCCUCCUUGAUGUGCCACCUAAGCAGCUCUUCUCUAGCCUGCAGCCCCUGAAAGCUGGCAGGUUUGGGAAGAGUUCCCGGGGGCAAAUAGCCUGAGCUGGCUGGAAGCUUGGAGGGAUGCCCGAACCUCUUCUGUCUCUUGCCGCAGAGGAAGAUGCGGGUGUGCGGCAGCGGGGCGGGCAGGAUGUGGCCCAGCCAGCCUCAGCUCUUUUGCUGGCGAUAGGAGGGGAAGGAGAAGGCUGAGGGUGGCAGCUCAGCAGGACAAGUGACUGGCCCAAGCCCCCUGCCCCAGCCCCCUGCAGCGGCCUCAGCAAAACUCAGGAAAGCUGCUGCCCCGUCCUUGUCCUCGCAGCCUUGGGGUGGCACCUCGCUGCCCUCCGGGUAGUUUUAAAGACCAGUGUUGUGGGUUUGGCUUUAGUUUGUUGUUUGGUUGGUUUGUAAUUGAGCACUUUGAGUGGCUGCAGUGCUGGGGGGGGCAGCGGGAGCCAGGAGGGCGGCACUGGGGGACCCACACUGGGGACCCACACCAGGAACCCGUGCCAACGCGGGACGGCGGCUGAGGUCAGGGUUUCAGAGCCUGGCUACCAUCUGCUUUUUCUUUUUAAUUGCUAUUCUUGUUUACAGCGUGGAACGCUUCCUCCAUGACUCUUUCUAAUGUAUUAUAAUUAUUACUUUAAAAAAAAACAACAACGUUUUCAUGUC